AUGUCAACCCCCCCUGCUACGGGCGAGACCCAGCCUCCGCUGGAAAUCCUCGAAUCUGGCACCGGCCAUGGUUCCUUGACCCUCCACCUCGCCCGUGCCAUCCAUGCCGCAAACACAACUCCGCCGCCUCGCCCAUCGCGAUCACAAAUUCAAUAUGUGGAGAACCGGGCUCUCAGGCCAGGCGACGAGGAUGCAAAGGUAGACGGAAACCAGACCCCGCAGACCGACGACACGACCCAGCUAGAAUGGGAUGCAUGGCGAACGGAGCGCAACGCUGUGAUCCACACCGUGGACGUCUCGCAUAAGUUCGCCGCCCUGGCCGAGCGAAAUGUUAAGGGGUUCCGCCGGGGAAUCUAUGCUGGCGACGUUGAUUUCUACGUGGGUCCCGUCGAGAACUGGAUCGCCGAGCAGACCAAGCGACGGACGAAGACCGGGAUAUUGUCCUCGUUGACCGGGUCCUCCGCGGUGGAACCUUUCUUGUCUCACGCCAUUCUGGAUAUGCCAUCGGCGCACUUGCGCAUUCCGCACGUUGCGCCGGUCUUGAGGCGGGAUGGCUAUCUCGUGGUCUUUAUGCCGAGCAUCACUCAGAUUGGCGAUUGCGUGCAGAUCAUUCGUAAGCAGCGGCUGCCUUUUGUUCAGGAAAAAGUGGUCGAGCUGGGACUUGGAAUGACAAGUGGUCGCCAUUGGGAUGUUCGACUUGCAUAUAAGAAGUCUGGGGCGGACCCUUCGUCUUGGGCUUCGUCUGCCGAGGCCGAUGGUGAAGACUCGGUCUCUGCUACUGAUGCGGAAGUGACAGGGUCAAGAGUUGCCCAUAACGUGGAUGAGAUCAUCGUGCCUGAGGAGCCCGCCAAAGAGGAGGAGCCUGUCAUGGUCUGUCGACCCAAGGUGGGGAUCCGUACCGUGGGAGGCGGGUUUGUUGGCAUCUGGCGGCGCAUUGAAGAUCCCUCUGGACGGUGA
Molecule: messenger RNA, 957 nt
Organism: Penicillium daleae
Lineage: Eukaryota; Fungi; Ascomycota; Eurotiomycetes; Eurotiales; Aspergillaceae
Exons: 1
Coding region: 1-957 (318 amino acids)
Biological process (GO): tRNA methylation
Cellular component (GO): tRNA (m1A) methyltransferase complex
Source: RefSeq, a predicted model, not a curated record